UACAAAUUGAUAGAAGACAUGAUGUAAUGAAGCAAUCAUUAAACAGUAAUAUGAUAAAUAUUAUCCAAAAUGUAUUAAUGGAUUUAAAUCCUUUUGUAGAUACUUAUAUAUCUGCAGGAAAUGAGGAUCUACAAGAUUCUUUGUAUUACAUUUUAAUACAUAAUAAGUAUGGUAAAGAUAUGAGACAAUAUAAUGCAUUAUCGGCUAAGAAAGUAGCUGCAAUUUGUUUUUCAGAUGAAACUAUGCAUGUAAGAGAUAUUCUUAUUGUAAGACAUGAUAACAAAUUAGAAAGAAUAUCUGAAUUACAUGCUCAAUACCCUGAAGCCUCUAAAAUCUCUGAAGCUGAAGCUGAAGCAAGUAGUACUUCUAUUAUUGACUUUGGUACUUUAUUAGAAAAAGAAUCACAAAGUCAAACAGGAUUAUCAACAAUUUUAGAAUCUGCAACUAUUAGAAGUUCAUCAA
Molecule: messenger RNA, 462 nt
Organism: Dentiscutata erythropus
Lineage: Eukaryota; Fungi; Glomeromycota; Glomeromycetes; Diversisporales; Gigasporaceae
Source: the annotation of a GenBank genome assembly